Molecule: messenger RNA, 1719 nt
Organism: Trypanosoma brucei brucei TREU927
Lineage: Eukaryota; Euglenozoa; Kinetoplastea; Trypanosomatida; Trypanosomatidae
Exons: 1
Coding region: 1-1719 (572 amino acids)
Source: RefSeq, a predicted model, not a curated record
AUGUCCUCUGUGUCAAGUGAUCACAUUGAGCUAAUUCCUUCACUGAAAGGAGUGACGGUCUUUAGCGAUCGUGCGCAACUUGCAUUCGUUGCAAGCACCGCACUCGAAUGCGGUACACAUAUAAUCCACCUUCGGCCAGAAGGCAAUUGGGAGGAUAUGAUUACCAACACAUUGCUGGUAAAAGUCCAAGACGGAUCAAACCGCCACGUUGCGGUCCACGACGUUCGACUCAAACACACAGACCUAACGGAGGAAGUGCGAGAGGGGGUGAGAGUACUUAAGGAUUCGAUCGAUGAGUUGCAGGGGAAGAUUGACGCAGUCACCGACAAGAAAAAGGUUCAAAGCGCCGUUGAAGCAGCUGUUGAGAAGAUUGAGAAAAAACUCAUGAUUAUGGGCGAGCGGGAUUGCCCAUCGCGUGCUCAUAAACAGUUAACAGAUACGACGGCGAUCACGUUAUUUCUCUCUCAACCAUCAUCGUGGAUGGAGCUCAUUUGUUUCAUAAGCGGCCGCAAAAGACACGUUAGGGAGUGUUUGCUGGAGUUGAAGGAUGAAGAGACGAAGCUUCAGGCGAGCUUGUCAAAACUCCAGGAAGAACUAGGAGAGAUGCAACGUGGAAAGCGAAGGCAGCGCCGCAACACAACUGUUGAGGUAACGUUAACGGUUCGUGAGCAACCCACCGAACUGAAACUUAACGUUAGUUUUGUUGUUACAGGAGCAUCUUGGAAGCCAUUAUAUGACAUGCGUGUGAGCUCGAGUGCUUCAACUAUGGAUCUUACGUACUACGCGCAGGUGCAGCAGCGUACGCCCAUAGAUUGGAAUAAGGUUCAACUGAAGGUGAGUACGGCGGCACCCCAUUUCGGAACUCAGCCGCCCAAAUUGGCAACGUGGAGGAUUAGUCUCAAACCGCCUAUUGCCAACUUGAAACCGCGUCUUCUAGCAAUGAAUUUGAGGGGGAUGCCCAUGCCGUGUGCUGCGAAGGCCGUGGACACGACUGAUUGCAACGCCGCCCCCAGAGAGGCGAGGGUGAAGCAAGCCAUCGUCUCUUCCUCGUCACCCUUCUCAGGUGCCAUCAGUUCAUUCCAUGUUCUUGGUCUUACCACAGUAAGAAAUAACAACCGAUUGGUAAAGGUUGCCAUUGCGAAGCAGACAUUUCCGGUCGAGUUGGAGUAUCACGCAGUGCCGAAGAGCGAUAAAAGGGUGUUUCGAACUGCAAAGGCAAAAAACACAAGUCCAUACAUAUUCCUUCCGGGGAAAAGUCACAUUUUUGUUGAUAGCACAUUUAUGUGUGGUUCGAGGUUGGAUUUGGUACCGGCUGGGGCGGAUUUCAGCGCUUCCCUUGGCGCCGACGAGAGAGUGGAGGUUGUGCGUAAGGAGGUCAAGCGUACUCGUUCCAUAGUAACGAGAGUUGUGCGCUCCCCACUCGUGCGUAUGGACCACGUAUAUGAAUUUUCCGUGAAGGGAACAGUACAGAGGGAAACUACGCUGCUGGUGCGUGACCAAUGUCCCCUGUCACCUGAUGAUGAGGUGAAGGUGUGUGUUGUGGAGCCUAGUUCCAAGGCAUUAAAGGGGAGAUUAACUGCCGACGGCAUGAAAUGUGCCAUGGACCAGAUGGGGAUGAUAGAAUGGAAAUUGAAACUUUCACCUGGGGCGAAUAAUCACGUAUUUCGGUACGCGUUCCAGGUGGAGCACCCUGAGAGGUUGACUGUUCGAGGCGUGUGA